Cadophora gregata is the source of this 2543-nucleotide messenger RNA. It is a transcript of the gene CYP8, whose product is annotated as Peptidyl-prolyl cis-trans isomerase cyp8. Gene Ontology annotation, cellular component: catalytic step 2 spliceosome. Gene Ontology annotation, biological process: protein polyubiquitination; protein folding; protein peptidyl-prolyl isomerization. The coding region runs from base 135 to 1940 and encodes 601 amino acids. The record is from RefSeq and is a predicted model, not a curated record. Gene Ontology annotation, molecular function: ubiquitin-ubiquitin ligase activity; peptidyl-prolyl cis-trans isomerase activity. The transcript is spliced from 2 exons. Lineage: Eukaryota; Fungi; Ascomycota; Leotiomycetes; Helotiales; Ploettnerulaceae.
AAUGGAUCCCUAGCCGAUAUUGAUAAGAUUAGAUCAACGCUUGGCAAAGUUGCAGCUUUUGAUCAGCACUGAAAUGGCAGGUGUCGUCUGCGCCUGAACGAUCUGAACAACCACCAUUUCUACAGACAAGUAAGAUGGGAAAAGGCACAGAUAAACUCUACGUACGUAUUCGAGCUGUUCCAACCCAUGCGCCUCUGCACAUCGUCGCGAGUCCCCGACAGCCUGUGCUGACCCUUCAACAGAUUACCCAUUCUGAAUGGUCGUCCUCCGAUGCAUACUCAGCCAGCGCUGGCUCUAAUGUGAAUCUCAAAGCACCGAAUGGAGCAAACUUCAAGCGCCUCCCAUUCAACUUUUGCGCGGCGAGUCUACAACCCUUUAAACACCCUGUCUGUACGGCAGAGGGAACAAUAUUCGAUGUUGAGGUUAUCAGCCAGUGGCUCGAGAAACAUGGAACAAAUCCAGUCACGGGUAAGCCCAUGAAGGACAAGGACUUGAUCAAAUUGAAUUUCGCGCGGAAUGGUGAUACAGAUGCCCAUGAUGGCGGCAUGGGUUCUGGAGACGGGAAAGGGGAGAUGGUGGAUCCGGUCACAUUCAAGGUCUUCACAGACAAUACACAUAUCGUGGCGAUAAGGCACGGUAGCGAGGCGAAUGUUUUUGCCUGGGAGACAGUCGAGAGGCUGAAUAUCAAGGCCAAGAUGUGGAAUGACUUGGUGGAUGAUCGCGAAUUUGGCAGGUCAGACAUCAUCACGCUCCAGGAUCCACAGAACUUGGAAAGCAGAGAUUUGAGCAAGUUCAACUUUGUGAAAGAGGGCGAGACGGUCUUGACCAAGGAACAAGAGGAAGAUAGAAAGAAGGGGAGUGUGAACAUUGAUGCGCUGGGAAGGGUUGGAGAGAAAGUCUUAAGGGCGAAGGAAGCUGUAGAGAAGGCAAGAAGGGAACGCGAAGCAGGCGGUGAUAUCAAUCGUUCGAAGGCUCUGACCAAAACCGGGACACAGAAUGCUGCGCCCAGACCGUCGAUGGUGCAAGAGAAGAAGAUGGCUUACAAUGCUGCGCAAUAUACUACGGGAAAAGCUGCUGCAAGUUUCACAUCGACUGGGCUGACGCCCGAGACAAGUGGAGAGCGAGCACUUCUCACAGACGAGGAGUAUAUGCUUCGACCAAAAAGAGUAAAGAUCAAGGGAUAUGCUCGAAUCGAAACUUCCAAGGGCUCGCUCAACAUCGAAUUACAAACGGAAACUGCACCGCGAGCGGUCUGGAACUUUGUUCAGCUGGCGAAGAAAGGCUACUACAAUGGUGUGAAAUUCCAUCGAAACAUUCGAAAUUUCAUGAUCCAAGGUGGCGACCCCACAGGUACAGGCAAAGGAGGCACAAGUAUCUGGGGCAAGAAUUUCCAGGAUGAAUUUGACGGGCCUUUAACACAUGAUGCACGGGGUGUCAUGAGCAUGGCGAACAAGGGAAAGAACACGAAUUCCAGCCAAUUCUUCAUCACUUACAAGGCUGCAAAGCAUCUAGACCGGAAGCAUACCAUCUUUGGUCGGGUGGUUGGAGGCAUGGAUGUGUUACAAAAGCUCGAGAAUGUCCCGUGUGACGAUGGAAACAGGCCUUUGGAGGACAUCGUCAUGGACAAUGUUGUGGUCUUUGUUGACCCAUUCGAAGAAUUCCAAAAACAGAAACGCGAGAAAGAUGACUUGGAGAAGGAAAAGGAAGAAAUCAAGAAGCAAGGGGGCACUGAGGACGACAAAACUACUUGGACAGGCAAGCGCAUCAGGAACGAUGGGACCGUUGUCCAGAGCGAGCAAGCUGGUGGUGUGGGUAAAUAUCUGCAUGCUGCCAAGGAUAUUGGCAACAGCAAAUUCGCCGCCGAGGAGGAACAGGCUGAGGCUGAACCCGUCAAGAAGAAAAUGAGGAUGGGAGGAUUCGGAAAUUUCGACAGUUGGUGAGCCCCCAGCUCAUUACACAACAGAGCCGGCAACAGAGUGCGUAAGAAAGCCCACAUCUUGUCAACAAUUAAAAAGCAAGACGGGUGCGAGAGCCUGCCCGAUAGUCCAGCAAUUGGUUUGAGAACCAUCCUUCAUUACUGGACUUUGCUUUCCUCGACUGACACCUGACCAUGACCACCUCCCUUCAAGGGCUAAGGCCGCCGCCGUUGAAUUUGGAGGAGGCCAAGGUAAGAGGUUCCGUCCGGCGGAAGCUGGAGAUGAAUAGAAACAUGACCCUAUCUAAGUCUAGGGUAUUUUGGUUGAUGUUAUUGAUGUGGUUUGUUUCUGAUGGGCAUCUAGCUAGCAUAGCCUUCAGAGCAUUCAAUCUCACAUGAAGUCUUGCAUUUUCAUCUGAUCCGAGUCCUGUUCCUCGUGAUCACAACUAAUAAUAUGACGCUAAAGAGAGUACGAAGACGGGCAUUAUCCUGUAGAUGUCUCCAGCAUCAAACCCCGAAGAGGUCUGCCAUCACUCUAAACGGAGGAUUCUGAGCAUAUACACAAGUUACAGGAGAGGAACGUGGAGGAGCGUCUGUGUCCUGACCUAAGCCUAAGCAAUUGAAGUAU